AUGGUGCUGACCAAAGCUGAUAUUCAGAAGAUCCCGAUAAAUGCGGGACACAUUGUGAACGGACAGUGGAAGGUGUUAAAGAAACUGGGUGAGGGAGGGUGCGGAGUUGUUUGGCAAGUUCAACAUGUCAAAACGGACAAUCUCGCUGCUUUAAAAGUAAUCUAAUUUUUAUUUCAAAUAAUCUAAUUAUUUUUAAAUAGUAACAUAUCUUAGGCAGAACCAUUUGGAAUGCUCAAAGAAGAUGAAUUACUCAAGAUGGAAGUGUUUGUCCUUAAGAAAUUGGUCAACGCCAAGCAUGUCUGCAAACUCUUGGCGACCGGGAAAGGCUCGACUUAUUAUUUUGUCAUCAUGACUUUAAUUGGACCAUCUUUAAGUGAACUCAGGAAAGCCAUGCCUGGUCAGGUAUGGUUCGAAUUGAUCCCGAACGAGAAUAUUUCAGAAAUUCGAGUUGCCCACGACUUUACAUGUAGGCGUAGAGACUCUAGAGGGGAUAAAGGAAGUCCACGAGGCUGGCUUCGUCCAUCGUGAUAUCAAACCAUCCAACUUUGCCAUUGCAGUGAAAAACAAACGGUUGAUUUACAUUCUGGAUUUUGGAUUGGCUCGGCAGAUUAUUGUAAGUGUAAUUGCCUAUUUAUCAUACCGUUAUAGAUAACAGAUAAAGGAAAAUCAAAGUUGCGAGAACCACGAAAAAAUGUACCCUUCAAAGGAACUGUCAGAUAUUGUUCUCUGAAUGUGCACAGGAAAGAAGAAGCUGGCAAACAUGACGAUCUCUGGUCAUGGUUCUACAUGCUGAUCGAGAUGCUGAAUGGAGAAUUACCCUGGAAAUGCAUGGACAGAGGACAGGCGGAGAGGUGUAAGGAAAACUCUGAGAAAAAGUUGACGACCAUGAUCCCCAAGGAAUUGUGGAUUUAUUUCAAGACUCUCAAACGAUUGAACUACAAUAAAACCCCAGGUAUUUUUUCAAGUACGUAACGAUAAUUUAUCAUUGAUUUCAGAUUACAAUCAGUUUAAAUCUCCAUUGCUUGAGACGGCCAAGAGAAGAGGACUAGCAGUCAGUCAGCUCCCCCUCCCAUGGGAAGGCAAAGGUAAACUGGCGCACUUACUCAAUGUCCCGGCCACCACAGCCAUGUAAGAAAUGAGAAUUGACUUUCCAGCAUGUUGCUGACAGAACUCGUGUUAUUAUUUACUUGUCAUUAUCCCAUAAGCGUGAAAUUUUAUUUUCAGAAAGCCAAAAGAAAAAAUCGCUGACGAAAAACGAGAACAGGACAAAGCCCCAAUCAGUGAAGCCGCCAACAAUACCAAGUACGGGGUUGUCGACAUCAAGGAGGACGAAUACGACGACAACGACGACGAACAGGCCUCCCAUGUUUCUGGCAAAUCAGAAACAGACGACACCCUAGGUGGUUUGAACGAUAUAAAAUGA
Molecule: messenger RNA, 1423 nt
Organism: Bursaphelenchus xylophilus (pine wood nematode)
Lineage: Eukaryota; Metazoa; Nematoda; Chromadorea; Rhabditida; Aphelenchoididae
Source: the annotation of a GenBank genome assembly